GCCCUAUGCAACUGCGACAGGCGAAGACGAUGUAGUUCACCGGUAAUCUGCAUUGCCCCAAACCAUUGGGGAUCUACAUGGCACGCCUUACCCCGGAGUCGCGCCCUUAUGCACGCUUCGCAAUACCUAUGCUGCCCUCCCUUCGUGACGGCCCGUCCAGCAAUGUCUUCAUCUCAUCUGUCUUUACCCAUACCAGGGAAGCAUGUCUGCAACUAGAGCGCUAUCCGAUUUUGCAACCGCUACCUCGACCGCUACAACGUCUAGCCCAACGCUACAAGUCGUCUGCGCCUGGCCCAUUUCGUCCAACUACGGAGCCGGAUCAAGGAUCCUGUACUAUGUGCUCGUCGCCGCAUGUGUAACUUUUCGCAAAGCAGAAUGGCUGCGAAACACCUGUCUGGCAGCCGUCUUGAUUCUGCCGGCCAUCUCGGCCCUGCAGGCCCUCGUGCUAGCAGCCGCGCAUACGAAUGGCGGCGUCGAUAUGGAUAUUUACGGCGCUUUCCAGUUCUGCGCAAUUGGCAUUUUAGCAGCGCCUCUCACUGUGAGACUGUCGCGAACCUAUUUCCAGUCUCCCGGUCGCAACAUAAUUUUUCUCUGGACGAUACUGAUCUUGAUGGGGCUGUUGGCCCUCUGCGUCGAGUUCUACCGGGUUACUCCGACGGCCUGUAGUAGCGACGACAAUGGGAACCCUUUCCAAGGUGCCGCUAAAUUUCCGUACGAGCAUGCUAAUUGCAAUUUGACGUGCUCUGAAAGCGUGGGUCCAAACUCUCCGAUGCGAGGCGGAUCUGCCGCCGACGUCUAUGUCAUUCCCGUGCCGCGCAUCCUGACUUUCAACGCCGCCAUGCUGCUCUCGGCCGGGUUUUGCAUACCUGCGAUACUGUCUCUGAUCUUUACCUGGGAUAAGAUCCUGGAGAUCAACUGGAAGAGACGACGUCACGUGGAACCGCUAGACGCUCGGAUCGAGGGGGCCAACAUGACCGUUGGGGAGAUGAAAGGCAUCAACAACGUCGUGAGAAAGUUCUUGAGCGUCAUUGAGAUACCGUUGUUUGGCGGGGUGAUUAUUACAAUCAUUGGGGUCGGGGAAGCAAACUUCUUCAGCCCUCAGGUGCGACAUAUGACGGAACCUAUGGCUUCGAUUGGGCAAUGGUCACCCAUAGCCGGAACAAUCUUGGCCGCACUUGGCUCUCUAUAUAUCCUGUGGUCGACUGGUGGUGACGAGGCUCCGCAGGGGAAGCCUGUGGAUCAUUAUGAGAACUCUGGCUCAUCGCGCCCCAGUCGUAGUAGCGAGCGACGACCAUCUCCGCGGCCUCCUUCCUCCACCUACUUCAGCCCCAAGGGUAUUACAGAGAACGGCUUGGGCAUACGCUCAGAGUCGCCCAACGCUAUUGAACUGAUCCCAACUAUCACGCAUCCCGGCUCCGAAUGCCCCCACCCCAGCCCUUCUCCUCAAGAUGAUCAGCAAGAGAAUACUCAAGCCGAUCAGCCGACAGCUGGCAGAAACGUUGUGCGCAAAUGGCUGACUUCUGCUGGCAAUUAUCUGGGCGACGCUGCCCAUGAGAAGCUCGAUACAGAUCACGUCGGCAACGACGAAGACACUCAUAGGUUUCCCGAAGUUCCUGGCGAGGUCCUACGAAAUCCCGAUCUAGAAAGGAUCAGUCGCACGUACAGUAAACUCCGCGAAGAAAGGGAAAAUAGCGUAUAUGCGGCAAGCAUUGCAUCUACAUCAGGUAUCGAGGGCAGUACAUCUCCGCCUCCUAUACAGGAUUCGCCGCGUCCCGAUAUCAGCCCUGUCCGACGACCAGAACGAAGGGCUACGCUGGAAGUACCAAAGGAAGUGCAUCGUAGGAGCGAGAGCCAUUGACCGAUUAUAGCCCAAACCAGGCUUCCGAUACGGUCAGAUGCGAAGGAACGCUAUGGCCGACACCUACUGCCCAGAUGCCUUCAACACUCGGGCCGAAGUCGUCAGUGCGGUAGUUGCGCUCUGGCGUAUCUUUCCU
Molecule: messenger RNA, 1994 nt
Organism: Alternaria rosae
Lineage: Eukaryota; Fungi; Ascomycota; Dothideomycetes; Pleosporales; Pleosporaceae
Exons: 5
Coding region: 203-1858 (551 amino acids)
Source: RefSeq, a predicted model, not a curated record